GGCCGUUCCAUAGGUUACGCUUCUCCCGGGUAAUAACACAACCAAACUGUCAUUCAAUUCUAGUACUCUGGCUAAUUCCUACAAGAAAAAACACUUGAAUCAAGUGCAUUAUCCCGAAGAAAUGUGCAGCAGGGGCUCUCUAAUUUGACUACUGUGAAAAUAUGUAAUGAAUUUUUAUAUGACACUGAUGAUAGUUCCAUGAGAUCAAAAUGUCAAGCUUUGUUGCAACAAUUUUUGUGCCAAAACAACUUGAGAUUCGUAGACCUGGACCACUUUAUGGCAGAUUUAUCAGAUCUUCAGGGUCCCUUACAGAUCCAGAGAGUUUUGUUAUUGUUUUGUCAUCUGGAGAAUUACAACCAGAGCACAUUGUUGGUAUCAUGGGGAGCAACUUAGGAAGACAUCAAAGUUUUUUUCGAAAUAUUUGGUUGGAGUUACAAAGUGGACCCAGUAUUAGUGUUAGACGACUUAGUUUAUAUGGUCAUGGUGUCCCAUUAGAAGAUGUUACUGUUGUCUACUAUAACAGUGAUGAAAUAUGGGAAUCGGAGCUUAUUCUCCAAAAAUACUCCUUGAAUGGAGACCAACUCUCAGAAAAUGUAUUGCCAUACUUUGUGGAAUGUGUUUCUAAGGAAAAAAGCUCUGAAGGCAGUGAAAAGGGAAAUGUUUCUCAUACAGUGGUAUUCAUAGAAGUUCUGAUAUACAUAAUGACAUUUAUUCCAUAUAUUAUAAUAAGAAAUAUUCAUUCUAUUCUUCAAAGCAAAGUUGAUUAUACAAGCAGUGCGCUUCAACAAAUAAUAUACAGAAUCAGCCAGUUAGAAAAAAUAACCUUCUUGUUAAAAAGCAGGAGGAGAACUAUCUUGAAUGGCCGCUUGAUUACAAUGAUAUUUGUGGACGUGUUUUGUGGAAUAACUGUUGCUUACUUUAUUGGCCAUCAUGCGUCAGUAAAUGAUAUGUAUGACACCUUUUGCAGCUGGACAAAGGUCUUAUCUUCUUGUGUUCAAGAUCUCUUGGAGUGGCUGAGUGGUGCUCCUGCUGGUCUUAAGUUGAAUCAGCCACUGACACAAGCACUAUCUGCUUUCUUCUCUUACCACGUACACCUUUGGAGACUGUAUUUAGAACUGGCCGAUCCCCUCUUGAAGGCUUUAGCUUGGAUCUUAGUAUGGCUUGGAAUGUUUGGAUUAUCAAUUCAAGUGGCCAUUCUGUCAGACCUCCUAGAUCUAGCAACUCUCCAUCUGUACUGUUUUUAUGUUUAUGCUGCAAGGAUCCACAUGCUCCAAAUAUCGUUGUUAGGAUCUCAGUGGAGAGCAUUCCGAGGGCGGAAAUGGAACCCUUUAAAAUUAAGAAUUGACAGUGACACUGGAAAACAUAUGUCCUUGAAAAGAGUUCUGACUGCUGUGGUGUUCACACUUGUAAUAUUCUUGUUACCCACAACUACUGUCUACUACCUUGUUUUUGUCGCACUUCGAGUCAGUCUUAGUGCUCUGCGAGGUAUCCUAACUUCAUGCAUCUGGCUUUUGAAUUUUAAUCCUGUGUAUAUAGUGGUCUUGAAUCUGAUGGGCUCUAAUCGGAUUAAAGGUGAAAUAUGCCUCCAAGUAUGUAAGAAUUUUGGAGACCAGCAGUCAUCAAUAUUAAAAUUUAAUUUAUACACUUGGCCUACACCAGUUAGUGAAGCUUUGAAAUAUGCCAGAUGUGAAGUCUUACCAUCUCCUCCAUCUUUAGACUGGAAAUCUGUUCUCUCUAGUGUUGUGUUUGGUAAAGAUUUAUUGUAAAACAAAUUAAUUGUUUAAUAAAGGAUGUCUUUUGAAAGGCUUCAAAUCAAUA
Macrobrachium nipponense is the source of this 1818-nucleotide messenger RNA. It is a transcript of the gene PIG-Q, whose product is annotated as phosphatidylinositol N-acetylglucosaminyltransferase subunit Q-like. The coding region runs from base 210 to 1766 and encodes 518 amino acids. NCBI's taxonomy places the organism in Eukaryota, Metazoa, Arthropoda, Malacostraca, Decapoda, Palaemonidae. The transcript has 8 exons. Gene Ontology annotation, biological process: GPI anchor biosynthetic process. Gene Ontology annotation, cellular component: membrane; endoplasmic reticulum. The record is from RefSeq and is a predicted model, not a curated record.